Molecule: messenger RNA, 678 nt
Organism: Branchiostoma floridae (Florida lancelet)
Lineage: Eukaryota; Metazoa; Chordata; Leptocardii; Amphioxiformes; Branchiostomatidae
Product: plasminogen-like
Exons: 5
Coding region: 1-678 (225 amino acids)
Molecular function (GO): signaling receptor binding; endopeptidase activity
Source: RefSeq, a predicted model, not a curated record
AUGUGUUACAACAGGAACCCAGACGAUGAUACCAGCCCAUGGUGCUACACCGUUGACCCUACCGUCAGAGUAGAGUACUGCCCUCUGCGAGUUUGUGAUGAUACAGCCGGAGGUGCAAUCCUAGGCCCAGAUGGUAUCGUGUACUCCACCAACUGUGCGUUCGGUGACGGUUCGACGUACCGCGGCACCGUGAGUCAGACGCAGUCCGGUAUCCCCUGUCAGCGGUGGGACAGCCAGUCUCCUCACCAGCACAACUACCCCAGCACGUAUCCUGACGCCGGAUUGGACUGGAACUUCUGCAGGAACCCGGAUGGAGAACCAAUGACUUGGUGCUACACAACAGACUCUAACUUUAGAUGGCAGUACUGCAACGUGCCAUCUUGUUUUCCAAACGAGUGCUACAGCGGAAAUGGUGCAGACUACCGGGGCAGCGUGAACAUCACCAGGUCUGGUGUGGCGUGCCAGCGCUGGGACAGUCAGACGCCCCACCCUCACAGCCGCACUCCGGAGAACUUCCCGUCAGCCGGGCUGGACGAGAACUUCUGUAGGAACCCUGACGGGGAGGCGGAACCUUGGUGCUAUACCCAGGAUCCCAACACGAGAUGGGACGUCUGCGUCAUUGAAUCGUGUGAUCCGUCGGCAACGCCACCGCCCUCUGCACAGUACCAACGUAAGUAA